AUGUUGGAGGUUGGCCUCAUUGAUGAGGCUAGUCUAGAAGAGACCAGGAAGAAGUUUAGGGAGGCGAACAAGUUCAUGCAGGACCAGACAGCAGCUGCGGCAGGCGGUGUGCAGGGAGCUCCUCCUUCGGAUGGGCGUACCGAAGCCACUCGAGCUAGGCUCCAAAAGAAGCUCGAGAGCAGGCAGGCUGCAGAGAAGGCAGCUGCUACUGUGGAGGAGGCGGGGGGCAGCGCUAAUGGUAAGAAGGCCUCGAAGAAGAAGAGUAAUAAGAAGAAGUCAGAUGUGAGCAAAGCCAGCGAGGGUAGUCUAGAAGAGGCGAAGGUGGGCAGUACACCUACGGAGGAAACGCGUGGGGAAAACUCAAGUGAAGAUGAGAAGGCAAGAGUGAAUGAAGAAGGUAGUGGCAUCACUAUGGAGGACUCGAUAAACUAUGAGAAGCUGUUGUCUGUCGGACUGGUGGUCGCCGCUGCUGCUGUCGGAGGUGUUAUACUGUAUCGCAAGUAUUUUAGUAAGAAAGAGUGA
Molecule: messenger RNA, 522 nt
Organism: Perkinsus marinus ATCC 50983
Lineage: Eukaryota; Perkinsozoa; Perkinsida; Perkinsidae
Exons: 3
Coding region: 1-522 (173 amino acids)
Source: RefSeq, a predicted model, not a curated record